GCCGCUCUCUCUCAAAACCUCACUCAUGGACUCACUCAUGACCAGAGCUGCGAGUAACACUUGUCCUGGUGUGACUGGGGCAUCUAGACUUGUGUUUUCCCCCCAGAGGCACCAGAUGAAUUGACCUGGAAUGGAAGCGUAACACAGGACAACAGAUCCCCUGACGUGAGGCUAUCUUUCUGAGCGUAAUGGAUCAGCCCUAUGCUCCAGAGGUCAAGUUCAGGCUGAAUACCAGCACAAACCAUCCUGCACCUAGCACCCCGCCAAGAGGGCAGUGGUCCAGCAAAAUUGAAUUCCUCUUGGCUGUUGCAGGACAAAUCAUAGGCCUGGGAAAUGUGUGGCGGUUUCCUUACCUUUGCUACAAAAAUGGAGGAGGGGUUUUCUUCAUCCCGUAUGUACUGUUCCUCUUCACCUGCGGCAUUCCUUUGUUUCUGCUGGAGACGUCUCUCGGCCAGUACACUAAACAGGGAAGCAUUACCUGCUGGCAGAAAAUAUGUCCCCUAUUUGAAGGGAUGGGUUAUGGCAGUCAAGUGGUUGUUUUAUACUCCAGCAUCUAUUACAUUAUCAUAUUGGCCUGGGCAUUCCUGUAUCUCUUCUCCUCUUUUGCUUCUGAACUUCCGUGGGCGAGCUGCAGAAACAGCUGGAACACAGAUACUUGCGUGGAGUUUGAUCGAAGGCCCGAUUACUUCAACAUGACGGUGCCUGAAAAUGCAACAUCGCCAGUGAGAGAGUUUUGGGAGAGAAGAGUUUUGAAUAUCACAGGAAGUAUCCAUGAGUUGGGCAGCAUACGAUGGGAGCUGGCGCUGUGUCUGCUGCUGUCCUGGAUCAUCUGUUACUUUUGUGUCUGGAAAGGAGUAAAGUCUACCGGGAAGGUGGUUUACUUCACUGCGACGUUUCCAUACCUGAUGUUGGCGGUGUUGCUUGUUCGUGGGCUCACGUUGCCUGGGGCCAUAGAUGGGAUCAAGUUUUAUCUCUAUCCGGAUCCGUCCCGUCUUGCUGAUCCCCAGGUGUGGAUGGAUGCUGGCACACAGAUAUUUUAUUCCUAUGCUAUUUGCAUUGGGUGUCUAACAGCACUUGGCAGCUAUAACAAGUACGACAACAACUGCUAUAAGGAUUGUGUGUAUUUGUGCCUUCUGAACAGUGGAACCAGUUUUGUUGCCGGCUUUGCCAUCUUCUCUGCUCUUGGAUUCAUGGCGUACGAGCAGAACACCGACAUAUCAAAAGUGGCAGAAUCGGGUCCUGGCUUGGCGUUUAUCGCGUAUCCUCGAGCGGUCGCCAUGAUGCCCGUUCCUCAGCUCUGGGCGAUAUUCUUUUUCAUUAUGAUCAUCCUACUGGGACUGGACAGUGAGUUCGUCGGACUGGAAGCUCUGGUGACGGCGAUUUCCGACAUCAACCCGGCCUUCUUCCACGUUGGCCAUCGACGUAAACUCCUGCUGCUCGGUAUCUGUGUUGUCAGCUUUUUCAUCGGCCUAGUGAUGGUUACAGAAGGCGGCCUGUACAUCUUCCAGGUGUUUGACUACUACGCCUGCAGUGGGAUGACUUUGCUCCUCUUUGCCACGCUGCAGUCUCUGUGUAUCGGAUGGGUGUAUGGUGCAGAUCGGUUUUACGACAACAUAGAGGACAUGAUCGGAUACAAGCCUUUCCCUCUGAUUAAAUACUGUUUGAAAUAUGUCACUCCAGUCGUCUGCAUGGGAACAUUUAUCUUCUCCUUGGUCAAAUACACUCCUCUGAAGUUCAACAACACAAUUGAGUACCCGUGGUGGGGCUACGCUCUCGGCUGGUGGUUCACGCUCUCCUCGACGCUCAUGGUUCCCCUCUGGAUGGUGUACAAUCUGAGCACCACUCCGGGGACGCUGCGACAGCGGAUCUCCGUCUUGUGCACUCCGGCUGAAGACCUGCCUUUGACCAAAACAGAGAAGAAAGCUCUGGAGCUGCUCAGCAUGCCCUCGUCUCUUGACAAGAUGGCGUCUUUGUGAAGGAGAGACGAACUGGAGCGGAUUCAGACGUACUGGACACGGACGCAUGAAGCAAACUGUCAGUCCAGUGGGCCCAAACCAAGCCUAGUGCUUCCCAAACUUUGGGGUUUUUGACCCCUUCGACAUGUGUACUCAUGAGCUCCCUGUCACUGGUUGUGUGGAUAUGUCUGCCAGUCUUGAUCAGACAUCUGGACAAUUUAUAAAAGGCCUGAAAUUUCAAGAUGAGCCAGUAAGAGUAAAAGUCACUUUUAUUCAAAAAUUCAGAUGAAUUGUCUUUUUUCUGCUUUCUCGGUAAUAAUCUGGUGAAAUAUAAACCCCUCGAGGUUGAGAACACUACGUUAAUGUUUUCUGCUCCGUUAGGCAGCGGUGAGCUUGAAACUCAUCCAGAAUGAUUCGGUAGAGAUUUAAGUACGACGUUUUCGGUGCUGUCAUCACGUGGCAUUCAAUCACUGACAACUCUUUCAUUGUUGAUUUGUUGUCUUUUUGUUUUUGAUGAAUCGAUUAAUCGUUUAGUUUAGAAAAUAGCAGGAACUAGUCGUCACAUCACAGCUUCCAAGACGCCCAGGUGACAUCUUCAGGUGUCUUUUUUUAACAGUCAAAAAGCGAAAGAUAGUCAACUGAAUCUCUCACGGUUAGGAAUCACAACAGCUGGAGUUUGCUGCUCGAUGAAUGACUUAAGUGGACCUUAAACUUUCUUCAUGGCCCCAUGAAUGAGGAUCGAUACUCAAAUUCAAACUCAUAGUUGCAAUAUUUUGUAAUGCCAGACUGCUAAAAAAAAAAAAAGAAGAAGAAGAAGACGAGUGGGGACUAUGAAUGUGUUUUAUUGUUCUGUUCUAUUUGAACCCAGUGGCCUGUAUCACAGGGUAAACCCAACUUGGUCUGGUUCUUCUUGGGUUACCAAGAUAUCGUCAAAGCCCUCAGUGGAGUGUUUAACAUGAAAUGUGAAUGAUGAUCUGUGCUGUUGGUGUUUUUGGACCGGUGAUGAACAAACCAUUAUGAAUACAUGACGCGCUUAAAAAGGUCAAAAUCACGAAACACUGUUUCUGCUGCCAAAGUGGGAGAAAAGAAAAGCAGCUGACGGCUGAUUUGUUGUGUCUUAUCGAAAUGUUGUAUUCACAAAUGCUCAUUAGUCGUCGGUUUAUUAUGGAUUAAUACUGUUAAUUAGGUGUCUUUCUUUCUUUGCACUUACCACAAAGUCGCCUCGUGUUGCUCUGAGCUGCAGUGACAGAAAUCCCUUCAGGAACUAAAGCAACAUUGUGCACCUGAAUGCAUAUGCGACCAUCCUGAACUCUCCUCUGCCUGUUACAUGCACCUGUCUGAUAAUGAGACCUGAACUGGAGACGCUUGUUGUAAACUCACUGCUUUUGUCGAGGUCCUGUGCGAGUGAUGACUCAGUCCCUCCGCUGAUCUGAUUGGCUGCCUGUCGGCUAAUCUCACCGCUAAUCUCAUUUCGUGCUACAGGCCACUGGUUGAAUAUCUGUCUGGAGCAAAGUUAAUAAACAUUUGCCAAAUAAGCCAUACAGACUGAACACGUCGGUCACUUCUAGGUCUCUGUGAGCGGCAUUAGUUUGAUUUGAAGGAGCAGCGACAGGAGGGAGGAUGUGGAGCAAUAAAGAUAUCAGCCAGCAGUCGAGCCAGCGCUAAAGUGUUUCUACAGAUUACUGAGACAUAAACAUUGUGUACGGACUGCUCCUUUAGGCAGGAGACGAUCCAGUAUUUACAUGUUUGGCGUUGAGCAUUAUUCCAGUGACUGCUGGCUUCACCGGUCGGCAUCAGAAGAGAUUAUUUGACAGUUACGUAGAGAUAUUUUUCCUGUACUCUCUUCUUUAAGUGUGUUUAAUUGUAGUUUUUAUACAGAAUAAGCAUUUAUCGAGUUGGCAAGUGAAGGUUUUUAUAGAGUAUAGGUUCAUGUUUAUCAUACGAAUGCUGUAAUAUGAAUCAAUCAGUGACUUAUUUUUUUAAAAAAUGUCUGUUUUUAGAAAUUGUGAGAAUAAUUCAUGUUUAAAUUGACAUGAUCAGAUUAAAUAUAAUCCAGUUUUAAUAAUGAAAAUGUUUGUGCGAUGGACUGAAUUGUAGGAUUAAUCUCAUGAUUUAAACAUCCUUAAACAACGUGCCAUUCUUUAUGUGUGAUCCCUGAACCAGGCAGUCAGGUGUGAUGAAGUGUUAAAUGCUCGUGGAAAUGGUUUCCUUUUGGUAUUUGUUGAGUUGAAUGGAGAGAAAACGUGAUAUCUGACGCUACAAUAAGACAACUUCAGUCAUUUAUAAACAUUAAAUAAUCACGUAGCAGUUUAUCGUCGUUUGAUAGCAAAGUCUGACCUUUGUUAUUGUGAAUAAAAUGUUCAUAAUAA
Stegastes partitus (bicolor damselfish) is the source of this 4324-nucleotide messenger RNA. RefSeq names its product sodium- and chloride-dependent GABA transporter 2-like. NCBI's taxonomy places the organism in Eukaryota, Metazoa, Chordata, Actinopteri, Pomacentridae. Gene Ontology annotation, molecular function: gamma-aminobutyric acid:sodium:chloride symporter activity. Gene Ontology annotation, biological process: nitrogen compound transport; sodium ion transmembrane transport; amino acid transport. Bases 189 to 1976 code for a protein of 595 amino acids. The transcript has 15 exons. The record is from RefSeq and is a predicted model, not a curated record. Gene Ontology annotation, cellular component: plasma membrane; cell projection.